AUGGAAAUCUCAUUUAAAGGGAAACGUAUUCUUGUCACCGGCGCUGGACAAGGUAUUGGCAGAGGUAUAGUAGUAGAAUUAUGGCGAGCAGGAGCCAAUAUCGUUGCACUUUCUCGAACAAGAAGUCAUUUAGAAAGUCUACAAAUGGAGUAUCCAUCAAUUGAUAUUGUAGAUGUAGACAUAUCUGACUGGAACAAAACAAGGGAAAUAAUUGAAUCUUUAGGACAUUUUGAUGCAUUAGUGAACAAUGCAGCCAUAGCUGUAUGUGAACCUUUCCUUAGUUCUUCUCCAGCUAACUUUGAUAAAAUGUUUGAUGUAAAUGUAAAAGCAGUAUUAAACAUAAGCCAAGUAGUUGCUAAAAAAAUGAUUGAAAAUAAAACUGCUGGUGCCAUAGUGAACAUAUCUUCACAAGCCUCUAAGGCUGCCCUAAAAGACCAUGCCAUAUAUAGUGCUUCAAAAGCUGCAUUAGAUGCCUUAACUCGUGCCAUGGCCUUAGAACUUGGUCCUUUUGGAAUUAGGGUAAAUGCUGUUAAUCCAACUGUGAUAAUGACUGCAAUGGCUCAGGUUGGUUGGUCGGAUCCUGAAAAAAGCUCUGAAAUGAAGGCAAAAAUACCACUUGGAAGGUUUGGUGAAGUAGCUGAAGUUGUUAAUGCAGUUGUUUUCCUACUAAGUGAGAAAUCUAGCAUGAUCAAUGGUGUGGAAUUGCCAAUAGAUGGUGGCUUCCUUGCUACA
This is a messenger RNA of Brenthis ino (lesser marbled fritillary), 732 nucleotides long. The record is from the annotation of a GenBank genome assembly. NCBI's taxonomy places the organism in Eukaryota, Metazoa, Arthropoda, Insecta, Lepidoptera, Nymphalidae.